This is a messenger RNA of Coregonus clupeaformis (lake whitefish), 2959 nucleotides long. Its product is annotated as dentin sialophosphoprotein-like. The transcript has 2 exons. The record is from RefSeq and is a predicted model, not a curated record. Lineage: Eukaryota; Metazoa; Chordata; Actinopteri; Salmoniformes; Salmonidae. Bases 1 to 1863 code for a protein of 620 amino acids.
AUGACAGUGCACUUUGUGUGCGGCUGUGAUAGUAGUUAUUCUGCUCUAAACUCCAGUGAUAGUAGUUAUUCUGCUCUAAACUCCAGUGAUAGUUCUUCUCUAAACUCCAGUGAUAGUAGUUAUUCUGCUCUAAACUCCAGUGAUAGUAGUUAUUCUGCUCUAAACUCCAGUGAUAGUUAUUCUUCUCUAAACUCCAGUGAUAGUUCUUCUUCUCUAAACUCCAGUGAUAGGAGUUCUUCUUCUCUAAACUCCAGUGAUAGUAGUUAUUUAUUUCUAAACUCCAGUGAUAGUAGUUCUUCUUCUCUAAACUCCAGUGAUAGUAGUUAUUCUGCUCUAAACUCCAGUGAUAGUAGUUCUUCUUCUCUAAACUCCAGUGAUAGUUAUUCUUCUCUAAACUCCAGUGAUAGGAGUUAUUCUUCUCUAAACUCCAGUGAUAGUAGUUAUUAUGCUCUAAACUCCAGUUAUAGUAGUUAUUCUUCUCUAAACUCCAGUGAUAGUAGUUAUUAUUCUCUAAACUCCAGUGAUAGUAGUUCUUCUUCUCUAAACUCCAGUGAUAGUUCUUCUUCUCUAAACUCCAGUGAUAGUAGUUCUUCUUCUCUAAACUCCAGUGAUAGUAGUUAUUCUGCUCUAAACUCCAGUGAUAGUAGUUCUUCUUCUCUAAACUCCAGUGAUAGUUAUUCUUCUCUAAACUCCAGUGAUAGGAGUUCUUCUUCUCUAAACUCCAGUGAUAGUAGUUAUUCUGCUCUAAACUCCAGUGAUAGUAGUUAUUCUUCUCUAAACUCCAGUGAUAGUAGUUCUUCUUCUCUAAUCGCCAGUGAUAGUAGUUAUUCUGCUCUAAACUCCAGUGAUAGUAGUUAUUCUGCUCUAAACUCCAGUGAUAGUUAUUCUUCUCUAAACUCCAGUGAUAGUUCUUCUUCUCUAAACUCCAGUGAUAGGAGUUCUUCUUCUCUAAACUCCAGUGAUAGUAGUUAUUUAUUUCUAAACUCCAGUGAUAGUAGUUCUUCUUCUCUAAACUCCAGUGAUAGUAGUUAUUCUGCUCUAAACUCCAGUGAUAGUAGUUCUUCUUCUCUAAACUCCAGUGAUAGUUAUUCUUCUCUAAACUCCAGUGAUAGGAGUUAUUCUUCUCUAAACUCCAGUGAUAGUAGUUAUUAUGCUCUAAACUCCAGUUAUAGUAGUUAUUCUUCUCUAAACUCCAGUGAUAGUAGUUAUUAUUCUCUAAACUCCAGUGAUAGUAGUUCUUCUUCUCUAAACUCCAGUGAUAGUUCUUCUUCUCUAAACUCCAGUGAUAGUAGUUCUUCUUCUCUAAACUCCAGUGAUAGUAGUUAUUCUGCUCUAAACUCCAGUGAUAGUAGUUCUUCUUCUCUAAACUCCAGUGAUAGUUAUUAUUCUCUAAACUCCAGUGAUAGGAGUUAUUCUUCUCUAAACUCCAGUGAUAGUAGUUAUUCUGCUCUAAACUCCAGUGAUAGUAGUUAUUCUUCUCUAAACUCCAGUGAUAGUAGUUCUUCUUCUCUAAUCGCCAGUGAUAGUAGUUAUUAUUCUCUAAACUCCAGUGAUAGUAGUUCUUCUUCUCUAAUCUCCAGUGAUAGUAGUUAUUAUUCUCUAAACUCCAGUGAUAGUAGUUCUUCUUCUCUAAACUUCAGUGAUAGUAGUUAUUCUUCUCUAAACUCCAGUGAUAGUAGUUCUUCUUCUCUAAUCUCCAGUGAUAGUAGUUCUUCUUCUCUAAACUCCAGUGAUAGUAGUUCUUCUUCUCUAAACUUCAGUGAUAGUAGUUAUUCUUCUCUAAACGCCAGUGUGCUUCUAAUUCCUUCGUCCCUGCGACCAGUAGCCAUGGCAACAGCUAGAUGGAGGAAAGAGUGCCCAUGAUAAGGGAUGAGAGAAGGGGAUGAAGGGGUGGACAGAUCGUUUGGAGAAGACUGACCCUUCUGCCGAGGACCUGUCUCAUCUGGUAAAUUAAUGCCGAAUGCAGUUGGAGUAUAGAGCUGGACAGUUUGUGUCCCCAAACUCCCUCGGGGGGCAAUUUAACACAUAUCAUGAGACAAGAUUGUUAACUACACAGUGUUUCAAGUUCGUUAACUAUACAGACACUUCUGAGGCAAUUAACACAAGUCUCUCUCGGUGCGUCUUUCUCACUUUACUAAUUGAGAGUGAAGUUGCCACUACUUUGUUUUUCGCUCACGCACUAUUAGAAACACUCUUUGCAAGCCAACCUACUUUACAUGAUACGACUCACUCCUCUUGGUAUAAUUGCAGUUCAUAAACAGUAACAACAACAAAAUAGUGAGGGAAAUGUGGGUAUACCAAAAACUUUUAAACUCAAAAUCAAAACUACCUUGGCUUAGAAGCCUCUGGAAUUCUUAUAGCUCCUCACUUCUUUAUUUUAGUAUUCACACUGCCAAAGAAGCUGCCUGUAUCCUUCAGUAUUUAGUCAGGCCUAAAGGCUGCCUCAGAGGCAGCUUGACAGAUGUGGGGCGUGAUUGGACAAACAACAUUUGUUUUCGCAGCAGUGGAUCGGGCUGAGUGUGCCUAACUAGGCAAAAUGGCUAAUUGAGCUCCAGCUGUAUGUAACGAGAUGUGAGUACUUCCCCAAAACACUACGAGCUCCGAGACUCAUCCUCUAUUCUUCUAUUCCUCUUGUUAGCACCGUGAGAGAUUUGUACGAAUAAUGAGUGCUGGGGAAUAGACUGGAGUACAGUAGGGAGGGAUACUGUACUUUGGGGUUUGCUAUUCGCUUGAACAACUCAGUGCUGCAAGUAUAUUUUGCUACUCUGCGAGUUUCUGCCCUGAAAACUCCCAUUUGAAUAAAAUAUUUGUUAUAGAAAUGAAGAAGGGAUUAUUUUAAAACAUGGCUAUAUUAAAGGUCCAAUGCAACCAUUUUUUAAAUCUCAAUAGGAAUUCAUUUCUGGAUAACAAUACAGUACGGUACUGUGCUUGUUUUCAAUAAAAAUUGUCAAAAAGAAAC